UUUUUUUAGUUUAUUUUUAAUAUUAGCAAAUUAACAAGUUAAUUAAUUUAUAAAUAUACAUAUUUUUUUUUUGGUAAAAUGCAGCUGAGUGAAGGACUUGAAAUAUUAUUAAGUAGUGUAGGAAAUAAACCAUUAGAAUUAUGGUCAAAAACCAUAUCUCUUGAUGGAAAAAUAAAACGUAUUAAUGAUGAAAAUUUAAAUAACAAUAAAGUCAUUGAAAUAAUUGGUAAAACAGAUACAAGUACAAACAAAGAUUCAAUAUCAACUUGCAUUAGUUGUCCAGCUUUAUCAACUGAUUUUUUACAAACAAAUUUACCAAUAAUUGUAUUUGUUAUUAAAAAUUUAAAGCUAGAUGGAAAAAUUGAAUUUCAAGUUAUUGAUCAUAUGAAUUUAAGAAGAAAAUUUAUUUUAAUAACAAAUUCAACACGUGAAAAAAUACCAAAGAUUUUACCAACAAUGUCAUAUUUUCCAUUCAAUCUUGAGGAAGGCUGGAAUCAUUUAGAAAUUGAUUUACGUUUAUUAACAAAAGAUAUUUAUUCAACAAAUUACACAACAUUAAAUCGUAUAAUUGUUUAUCCAAAUUUUCGUAUCAGAAGAAUAUAUCUUCAAGAUCGUCAUUAUGAAAAAUAUGAAAAACCACAAGAUUUUUUUAAAGCACUUAUUGAAUUAUCAGAUUUACGUAAAAAUCAUAUUAAAUUAAUUGAUAAAAAUUGUCAAACAAACACACAAAAAACAACAACAAUUGUUCCAAAAAUUAUUAAGAAAAAAAGAGUUAAAAAAAAAAUUGAAGUUACCAAGUAAAAAAAAAAGCCAAACAAUUUCGAUUAAAUUAAUUUCGAUUUUGCUCGUAU
This is a messenger RNA of Aphidius gifuensis, 851 nucleotides long. RefSeq names its product cilia- and flagella-associated protein 20-like. Gene Ontology annotation, cellular component: motile cilium; ciliary basal body. The record is from RefSeq and is a predicted model, not a curated record. The coding region runs from base 79 to 801 and encodes 240 amino acids. Gene Ontology annotation, biological process: cilium assembly; positive regulation of cell motility; regulation of cilium beat frequency involved in ciliary motility. The transcript is spliced from 2 exons. Lineage: Eukaryota; Metazoa; Arthropoda; Insecta; Hymenoptera; Braconidae.